Molecule: messenger RNA, 1570 nt
Organism: Aspergillus welwitschiae
Lineage: Eukaryota; Fungi; Ascomycota; Eurotiomycetes; Eurotiales; Aspergillaceae
Product: lipoate synthase
Exons: 1
Coding region: 49-1299 (416 amino acids)
Biological process (GO): lipoate biosynthetic process
Cellular component (GO): mitochondrion
Molecular function (GO): lipoate synthase activity; 4 iron, 4 sulfur cluster binding
Source: RefSeq, a predicted model, not a curated record
CUCCAAAGCACCGCAGCCUGCCUCUCCUCCUCACCUCAAACACACAUCAUGGCAGCCGCAUCAACAAACCGCCUACGGCUUCUCUACACCUCCACGAGGGCCUCCCUCCCUCAAUCCACCCCCAGCAUCCUCACAACCCGCACCUACGCCACGACCGAUUCCUCCACCUCCGCCACCAGCACCCCCAAACCACGCCGCCGCACCGCAUUCACAGACAAGCUCAACGCCGGCCCAUCCUUCGGGGAUUUCGUUUCCGGCAACAACGACAAUGCACCCCUCAUCGACCCUUCCGAAGCCUACGCUCUUGAAACCGCUCUCGUCGGCCCCGCCGGCCGCAAAAAGCAAAUGACCCGUCUUCCACCCUGGUUGAAAACCCCCAUCCCCGACUCCAAGAACUACCAGCGCCUCAAGAAAGACCUGCGCGGCCUGAACCUCCACACUGUCUGCGAGGAAGCCCGCUGCCCCAACAUUUCCGACUGCUGGGGCGGCGGCGACAAAGCCGCUGCCACCGCUACCAUCAUGCUCAUGGGCGAUACCUGCACCCGCGGUUGCAGUUUCUGCAGUGUUAAAACGAGCCGGAGGCCCGCUGCGCUGGAUCCCCAUGAGCCGGAGAACACGGCCGAGGCCAUCUCCCGCUGGGGGCUGGGAUAUGUGGUGCUUACGAGUGUGGAUCGUGAUGAUCUUGCGGAUGGCGGUGCGCGUCAUUUCGCUGAGACGGUGCGCAAGAUUAAGUCCAAGGCGCCUAGCACCCUUGUUGAAUGUUUGACGGGUGAUUACCGUGGUGAUUUGGAUAUGGUGGCGCUGGUGGCGAACUCGGGUUUGGAUGUGUAUGCGCAUAAUAUUGAGACUGUUGAGGCGCUUACCCCCCGUGUCCGCGAUCGCAGGGCUACCUUCAAGCAGAGUAUUGCUGUGUUGGAGGCGGCGAAGAAGGCCAACCCGGAGGUUAUUACGAAGUCUUCGUUGAUGUUGGGACUUGGGGAGACUGAGGAACAGUUGGAGCAUGCGCUGGCGCAGUUGCGUGCUGUUGAUGUCGAUGUCGUUACUUUCGGGCAGUAUAUGCGUCCGACGAAGAGGCAUAUGGCUGUGCAUGAGUACGUUCAUCCGAGAUGGUUCGAGCAUUGGCAGCGUCGUGCUGAGGAGUUGGGUUUCCUCUACUGUGCUUCUGGACCGUUGGUGCGCAGUUCUUAUAAGGCUGGUGAGGCGUUCAUUGAGAAUGUCUUGAAGAAGAGGCGCGCCGGGGUUAGUGAUGCUGUUGCCGAGAAGAAGGUUGCUGCUGCUGUUGAUGAGGCUGCUCGUUGAGCUUUAGCAUAACCUUUUCUCUUCGAGCUUUGUACGAUUUCUGUGUUUGUCUUUCGGUCUAUUGGCGCAGGGUUGCAUUAAAUGGGGCUUAUACUGUGGUUGUUUCGAGCUUUUGGUUUUUCAAAACUUUGUCUACUUACGGACGUCAUCAACUACUACUUCUAUUAGCAUUGCUAGGGUUCAUUAGCAAUUGGCCUGGGAUGAGCGGGACGGGCUGGCUGUCUCAAUCAUUCACUACAGAGUCGCGAAUAGAAAAAUACUAAUUCAACAU